CUGUGCCAAUGAUGGCGUUUGACGCGGAAGUAAAGAUCGAGAGAACCAAAAUGGCAGCGUCAAGCUGUCUUCUGCCGAAGCUUGAUGGAUUCGUAUUUACUGAGAAACUGGGCAGUGGAACGUAUGCGACAGUGUACAAAGCUUACAGAAAGGGAAACCAGCGUGAAGUAGUGGCGAUCAAGUGUGUCCUCAAGAAUUCUUUGAACAAAGCUACAACUGAAAAUUUACUUACAGAAAUUGAGAUAUUGAAGAAAAUUAAACAUGACUAUAUUGUCAGACUCAAGGACUUCCAGUGGGACAGUGAAUGCAUCUAUCUUAUUAUGGAGUAUUGUAGUGGAGGAGAUCUUUCCAAUUUCAUCCGAUGUAAGAGAGCUCUGCCCGAGAAAAUAGUGAAAAGGUUUUUACAGCAGUUAGCAUGUGCACUCAAAUUUCUACAUACUAAGAAGAUAUCGCAUAUGGAUCUUAAGCCACAGAAUGUACUCCUGUCCAGCACCCAUGAUCCUGUCUUAAAACUUGCAGAUUUUGGUUUUGCUAUGCAUAUGAGGAAUAGCAUGCACAGUAUUCGAGGAUCUCCACUCUAUAUGGCACCCGAAAUGAUUUGUGAACAAGCUUACGAUGCAUCAGUCGAUCUAUGGUCUGUGGGAGUUAUUUUAUAUGAGUGUUUGUUUGGUGAAGCACCAUUUGCUUCAAGAACAUUUGCAGAACUUGCAGAAAAAAUCAGGGAUCCGAGUCCAAUUUGUUGUUAUUUUCAUAAUUAAUCUCUUCUACAGUUGCCAGCAGGUUUCAAUGUAUCUGACCAGUGUCGCGAUCUUUUACUACGACUUCUGCAAAGAGACCCAAAACAAAGGAUAUCAUUUGAAGACUUCUUCAAUCACCCUUUUAUAGACUUAGAACACAUGCCGUCCGCAAAAAGCCUGGAGAAAGGGAAAUCCCUUGUAUCACAAGCUGUUAUAAAGGACAGAGAAAAUGAUGCAAGAAGUGCAAUUAAAUAUUACUGUAAAGCACUGGAAUACUUAGUACCAGCAUUGCAAUUUGUGCAAGACAGAGAGAGCAGAGAAGCUCUCAGGGGAAAGGUGUGUGAAUACAUGCUAAGAGCAGAGGAAUUAAAGAAGUCAUUCAAACCAAAACACAGGGAUGUGAGAAAAGUUCAAAGACAUGAGGAAUCUAGUAAUCUUACAGAGCAGAAUAAAGAUAGAGAAAAUAAAAUGCCAUUUGACAACGAUGAAACGAAUGUUGGUGUUACAAAAGCUGAAGAUAUUCGACCCGUUACACCGAUGGAACAGUCGGCUGAUGUUGCCGAAGCGACAAGCUGUAGUGACACAAUCUACUUAUUAGAGCGGUUAUCUCUCAACAACCAUGUUCUUUUAGAAGGAAUACAACAAGCAAAGAUUGGUGGAUUGAGGGAAGAUGAAGAAGAGUUUGAGGGCGCUCUUCAUAUGUACCAAGAGGCAUUGGAGAUUUUACUUCCUGUUUUAGCAUUGGAACCUAAAGGUAAACGAAGAGAUCUACUACACACUGAAAUACAGAGAAUUAUGGCAAGAGCUGAAAAUAUAAAGGACUAUCUAAGGAUUGGAUCAUUCAAGAUUCGGCAGAUAUCAAUGGAAGACUCCAUCAGACCAGACACACCCUCAAGUAUACCGAGUUUUCUCAAAGAUGUUAAUGAGAAGUCUGAAAGGCUCCUAGCGGAGAUGCAUGCUGGUAUCGAUAAUACAUCAAAUAGAGAGAGAGGCACGGUGAAAGAUAGUACACCGUUACCAUGGAAACUAGCCAAUAAAAAGCAAGAAACUGUAGGUAAUGGAAAUAGAAUGUUCUUCACAACGCCAGUCAGUGAGUGA
Molecule: messenger RNA, 1835 nt
Organism: Saccoglossus kowalevskii
Lineage: Eukaryota; Metazoa; Hemichordata; Enteropneusta; Harrimaniidae
Product: serine/threonine-protein kinase ULK3-like
Biological process (GO): reticulophagy; autophagy of mitochondrion; autophagosome assembly
Cellular component (GO): cytosol; autophagosome; phagophore assembly site
Molecular function (GO): ATP binding; protein serine/threonine kinase activity
Source: RefSeq, a predicted model, not a curated record